CGUAAAAUUAUCCAAGACUCAAACAAAAUGCAAAAAAGAUUAUAGAAAUAUUCGUAAGUACGACGUUAUUUUAAUAAAUAAUAAAGAGCGAUUAAUUAAAGCCAUGAACCAUAAUAAUGACAGUAUACGUUAUUUCAUUAAAAAUGAAGAGCUAUUCAAUAUUCUUCACUCUACACAUAUGACAUAUAGCUAUCGGCCAUGGUGGCCGCGAUCGUAUGAUGGCUGAAAUAAAGUUAAAAUAUUGUAAUAUAAUAAAAGAAACAAUAAUGAUUUUUUUGAGUCUUUGUACCGACUGUCAUAAAAAAUCAUCUAAUCCAAAAAGAGGUCUUGUUUCUAAACCAAUUUUGCAUUCAGCAUACAACUCGCGUGCACAAAUAGAUCUAAUUUAUAUGCAAUCGCAGAGUAUAAACAAUUACAGAUUUAAAAUGAAUUAUCAGGAUCACUUGACAAAAUUUGUUAUACUUAAACCACUAAAGACUAAACGAGCAGAAGAAAUAGCAUAUAACUUAAUGGAAAUUUAUACAACUUUUGGAGCGCCAGCAAUUCUACAUUCCGAUAAUGGGAGAGAGUUUGUUAAUAGUGUAAUUAAUGAAUUACAUAAUAUGUGGGGUGAUGUUUGUUAAAAUAGUGCACGGAAAACCAAGACAUAGUCAGAGCCAGGGGUCUAUAGAACGUGCGAACCGGGACGUGGAAGAUAUGUUGGCGACAUGGAUGGCGGAAACAAAAUCAACAGAUUGGCCAUCUGAAUUAAAAUUUAUCCAAUUUUGAAAAAAUCGUGCUUUUCAUUCUGGUAUGAUAAAUAAUUAAUUUAAAAAAUAAUUUUAAUUGAUACUUUUUAGUAUCGGUCGAUCACCUUAUGAGGCAAUGUGUGGUUGUCCAGCUCGUUUAGGUGUUGCAUCAAUUGGUUUACCAGUAGACGAAAUUAGCUCUUUGAAAUCUGAGGAAGAUAUUGAAUGUAUUUUGAAGUCAAACAAAGACGAGGGAGCCGAAGAAAAUGUACCGUGUACUAGUAACUCAGAACAAGUGACUAGUGACUUAGAACUUGUUGAUCAACGAAAACAAAAUAUACUUGAUGCACGUCAAUCAUCUGCACACAAUUUAAAAAAACAGGCACUAAAAAUGGUUAAAACAUCCAAUAAAAAAUAUAUCCUUGCAAAGCAAAUUUAUUGGAUCUAAGUACUGUUUUAAAAUCGGUAGGUCAAGCAGAAAAACCGUUAUCUCUUCAGGAGGCAACUACUCUAAAUAGUAUUUCAGGGGCACAAGGAUAUACCCGAUGUCAAUGUAAGACAAAAUGCAAGACGAACAGGUGUGCUUGCAGAUCGGCAUCUAAUUCUAAAUGUCAUAGAAGUUUGCCAUGUGAAAAUAAAAAUGAAU
Molecule: messenger RNA, 1374 nt
Organism: Rhopalosiphum padi (bird cherry-oat aphid)
Lineage: Eukaryota; Metazoa; Arthropoda; Insecta; Hemiptera; Aphididae
Exons: 2
Coding region: 865-1176 (103 amino acids)
Source: RefSeq, a predicted model, not a curated record